Molecule: messenger RNA, 1077 nt
Organism: Quercus robur (English oak)
Lineage: Eukaryota; Viridiplantae; Streptophyta; Magnoliopsida; Fagales; Fagaceae
Product: 2-phytyl-1,4-beta-naphthoquinone methyltransferase, chloroplastic-like
Exons: 9
Coding region: 42-791 (249 amino acids)
Biological process (GO): phylloquinone biosynthetic process
Molecular function (GO): 2-phytyl-1,4-naphthoquinone methyltransferase activity
Source: RefSeq, a predicted model, not a curated record
AAAAAAACCAAGGAUAAAGUGACAGUCCUCGGUGUCGGAAAAUGGCACUGUGUAUUCCUCUUCCUUCAUACCGGUUCAGACACAGACCGGUUCGUUCUUCUCUCGAACGCCAAGAACUCUUUGGUCGUAUAGCUCCUGUCUACGAUAAUUUGAAUGACUUGCUGAGUUUGGGUCAGCAUCGUAUAUGGAAAAGAAUGACUGUCUCAUGGACUGGAGCGAAAAUGGGAGACUGUGCGUUGGACUUGUGUUGUGGAAGUGGGGAUUUAGCGUUUCUUUUGUCCGAGAAAGUUGGGUCCAAUGGCAAGGUGACUGGUCUUGAUUUCUCAAAGGAGCAAUUGUCAAUUGCUUCGUGUCGGCAAGGCUUGGCCCCCAAUGCCUGCUACAACAAUAUAGAGUGGGUUGAAGGCGAUGCACUUGAGUUACCAUUUUCUGAUGGUUACUUUGAUGCCAUUACAAUGGGUUAUGGGCUACGAAAUGUGGUUGAUAAAGAAAGAGCCAUGCAGGAGAUGUUUAGAGUUCUGAAACCAGGCUCAAGAUUAUCUGUUCUUGAUUUCAAUAAAAGCACACAGCCAUUUACUAAUUUAAUUCAGGAAUGGAUGAUUGACAAUGUAGUUGUCCCAGUGGCAACUGGUUAUGGGCUUGCAAAGGAGUAUGAAUAUUUGAAAAGCUCAAUCAAGGAAUUCUUAACAGGGAAAGAGUUAGAGAGGCUUGCUUUACAAGUUGGAUUUUCUAAUGCUAGACAUUAUGAGAUUAGUGGAGGCCUCAUGGGGAACUUGGUAGCCACACGCUAGAUGCAAUCCAUGCUUGAAUGAAACUACCAAAGACAGUAGCAAUCUGGUCACCUGGGAUGGAAUGAACUGUUGGAGAGCAAUUGAAGUAGAAAUUCCUACUUUUUGGGAGUAAAAGGUGUCUUCACACUUGUUAGGUAUGGUCCUUUCAUCUAUAAAGGGUGGAUUUGUAGGUGCAGGGAGUUGCUCCUCCUUUGUUAACAUCUGUGGUGCCUUUGACAUGGUUGGUCAUAAUGACUGAAUCUCUUGGAUGCACAGAAGUCUGAUAUAUACCUCUCUUGAAAUCUCA